Molecule: messenger RNA, 873 nt
Organism: Ostrea edulis (European flat oyster)
Lineage: Eukaryota; Metazoa; Mollusca; Bivalvia; Ostreida; Ostreidae
Exons: 3
Coding region: 1-873 (290 amino acids)
Biological process (GO): protein ubiquitination
Molecular function (GO): ubiquitin protein ligase activity
Source: RefSeq, a predicted model, not a curated record
AUGAGGCAGAAUACGUAUGUUAGGAGAUCAAGAAUUAUCGGCGGACAUUGUUGUAGGUGUUGCUCCUUUCAAGAACGGAAUGAUGAAAAUAUUUUUGACUUUAUUCGAUCCCUAAGCCAGCUGCAACCGGUAGAGGAUGUCGGCUCCGUGACGUCUCAAGCUAGUAAUUCAUUAGAGUCCCUAGGAUCACCGUCUUGGCUUUCAUUUGAAGGAGAAGCAGACAACGUCAUUGAAAACGUGUUUAUCGGAGAUGAAACUACUUGUUUUGUUUGCCUUGAAAACUACAACGACAGACAAAAUCAACCUAGAAUCAUGCCUUGUGGCCAUAUCGUUUGCAACCAGUGCCUUACCGGUUUAGCAAAGACACUUCUGUUUACCGAGAUUAAAUGCCCACAAGAUCGCCAAGUUUAUAAGGUGAAACGAAGACGCAGAAGAGGUGAAGAAAUUCAACCACCUGCUAAUUCUGAUAAUGAAUCGCUGGUCCAAGAAGAUGUUCAAAUAGUACCAGAUGUUCAGUCAUUAUCGAUACGUCGUUUGUCAAGUUCAAAUUCAAGCACAGAUGGUGAAAUCGAGUCCUUGAAUUCAGCUAACGUUAGCGGAGAACAAUUUUCCUUAUUUGCUAAUUAUCAGUCAUCCAUACCCUCUCGUGUAAAUUCGUCCAUUUCACGAUCUUUUACAAAUGCAGAGUAUGGGAGUGAGAAAACUGAGGACAGUGUACCCUCAUUUGUGGAAAGUAUUUGGGGAUCAAAUUCUACUGCAACGAGAAAGCGUCAUCGGGAUAUACACACCGAAAAUUUUUAUACCAAUUUUUACGACGAACCGUUACCAGACUAUCCUAUAAAUUCGAGUGAUGAUGAAGAUUCGUGUAUAUGA